Molecule: messenger RNA, 4118 nt
Organism: Acipenser ruthenus (sterlet)
Lineage: Eukaryota; Metazoa; Chordata; Actinopteri; Acipenseriformes; Acipenseridae
Product: START domain-containing protein 10
Exons: 7
Coding region: 486-1295 (269 amino acids)
Molecular function (GO): lipid binding
Source: RefSeq, a predicted model, not a curated record
CUGUGCCGUGACCGAGUGGGUGGUUCCAGCUGUCGCUCACUUCUCUCUCUCUCUCUCCACUCACUCAGUCAAAUCUGAUACACUUCACAUCAUUAACCUGAAAUAGCGGAGGUAGUGCAACUUUGGGGUCCUUCACAGCAGUGACCGGGAAAGUGUCUAAUAAUCGGCAGUUGACGUUUUUAACCCUAGACGAGGUUUUUGUUUUAUUGAUCUGAGAGAGAACCACCUCACCUCUGUCGGGAGUGCAGACAGACCAAUUGCAUCUUGUGGUCGUUUUCUUUCUUUUAAAAAGGUCGCUAAGAGGAUACAAACCUACUAGACUGAAAAUAUAUAUAUAUAUAUAUUUUUUUUAAAUCGUUUUUAUGCCUGUUCUAUUUCUCCCAUCGUAUCCGUUGCGCUAGGUUUAGAUUUUCUUUCUUCAUUUUUAACAGGUGCCGUACCUUAUUUUGUUGAGUUGCGGGAUAGUUGUUGCGUUGUUUGCAAGGAUGUCGAGGGACACUGUUCAAAUCCCGGACGAUUUGGCUUUUACCAGUUUUAAAAAUGAAUGUAACUCCGAUGAAGGCUGGAAUGUGACUUACAACAAAUCCGGGACUACCGUGUGGAUUCAGGGACUGGACGAAGAGAAAUCGUUACACAAAAUAAAGUGCCGGAUGGUGAGUAAGGAUGUUUCCAGCAAUACCAUGUACGACGUCCUCCACGACACUGAGUACAGGAAGAAAUGGGACAGCAACGUGAUCGAGACCUUCGACAUUGGCAAGCUGACCGUGAACGCGGAUGUAGGAUACUACUCAUGGAAGUGUCCCAAGCCUCUGAAGAACAGGGAUGUGCUCACCUUGCGCUCUUGGCUGCCCAUGGGAGACGAUUACAUCAUCAUGAACUAUUCUGUAAAACACACUAAAUACCCGGCGAAGAAGACCAUGGUCCGUGCAGUUUCAAUUCAGACAGGCUACUUCAUUCAGAGCAACGGACCCAAGAGCUGUACCCUCACUUACCUGGCACACGUGGACCCUAAAGGCUCAUUACCAAAGUGGGUCGUCAACAAGUCUUCCCAGUUGCUAGCCCCCAAAGCAAUGAAAAAGAUCUACAAGGCGUGUCUCAAGUACCCCGAGUGGAAGCAGAAGCACAACCCUGGCUUCAAGCCCUGGCUGUACCCAGAGCAGAACCGGCUGCAGAGCAUCCCGCUGUCUGAGCUGAGCAUCCAGCAUGCUGACUCCCUGGAGAACAUCGACGAGAGCAGCCUGAGCGAGGCCAAGGAAGAGCAGGGCGAGGGCAGCGACGAGGAGAACACCAACUGAGAGCUACACACACAUACACAGUCCCCCCCCCCCCCCCCACACACACACACAUACACAUACAGAGGCCUAGACAGAAACACAUACACAUACAGAGAGAGGCCUAGACAGAAACACAUAAGAAAAUUCCAACAAAUAGAUAGGGCCCUACACAGUCUAAGGAAUUCAGGAGUCGGGAGCAGAAAGAUUAGUUAAUUAAGUCAGACAGACGCACACACAAAUGCAUAUUCCCCCUCUGACACUCAUAGAUACUAACAUACAGUGACCCAUAUAGACACCCACACAUUUAGACUCAUACUUGCACACUAGGGUUACCACCCAGUGUAUUUUUUAUGUUAUUGCUGUCCAUUCCAGAUGGCAUGCUCAAAAAUAGACUGUCCAGUCCUGAAACGGUUGGAUGAUAACCCGCUCGCAGACUGAGCCCACACUAGAACACCAAUAAAACAGGGACAGGAGCAGCAGUGGGGGCACUGACUGAACACAACCACAGAGACACAUGUAGAGGAGCCCUGCAGGGUUUCAUUGCCAUUCUUCCCAGUCCUUUAACCACAAUUCUGAACACUGCCAGGAGGCUGCUGCUGACGUCUGUCAAAACGGCCUCCUACCACAUCGGACUGCUACACAAAGCACCCCCAAAACACUGCUUCUGCUGUCGGUUCUGUUUUAAUGUCUGUUUUGACCUUGUAACUGGGAGGUGGAUGGGGAUUUCUUGUCAGUGGAUGUUUCUAAGAGCCCCAGUUUUAGUGUUGAAAGAACACAUCUUAGUCAAGGUAAAUUGUGAAACACGAUUUAAUAUAUAUAUAUAUAUAUUUUUAAUUAUUAUUAUUUCUAUUAUGAUCUUAAGUUGACAUUUUUAACAUUCCUAAAAAGACUGUUUACCUUAUUUGAUAAAUUAUGGAAUCUAGGCAGUAGUCAACCAUGCACACAGAGAACCUGAAAAUAUGAUUGCUAAUCUUCCCCCCCCCCCCCCCCCAUGAUUUGGAUUUAAAAUAAACUGCACAGAUGUAAUGGUGACUGUUUGGUUAACAAAAAAGUAUGUUUCAUUACUUUGGAUGUAUACCUGAUACUGCAGAGGCCACACAGUUGUGUUGUGUGUACUAUACACUAGUCAGUAUUUAGUGAGGAUACUGAAUUACUACUAGGUUAAAUACAUAACCCGCUGCAAUCCUUUUUCUGGUGAGCCUCAAGGUUUGAAACCAGUGUCAUUCAUUCUCAAGCCUACAUGAUGUGAGUGCAGAAGCAGCCAGUGGAAUUCUCCACCAUGCUCAGGUAUAAGAACACUCUGUAUUGAUUACUUGUGAUUUCCAUGUUGUCUGUAGUCUCUGAGGUUAACAUGAAGGGACACGAUAGUCCAGGUCCUGAGUUAUUGACUCGCUGCGAUGCAUGCUGAAAGUAAAUCACCCAACAACCUUGUGGCUGAAUCUCAAAUCUCUUGGUAAACAUGUUUAAAAAUAGACACCCCUCUCUGCAUCUCUAAAACAAAGUUGUUGUUUUUUUUGUAAAAGACGAGGGUUUCCUAGUAAUAAUUUCAGUUGACAAAAACGUUUGUAGGUUUAUUUCCCAUCUGUACACCUAUUCCUAUACUAGCUCUCUUUAUGCCCACAGUAAGACCGUCAGAUUAAAGUUAACCCUUUAUCGAUACUGUGAGCUCACAGUUCGCUUUACAGACCCUGAUUAGCACUAAUUUCGCACUACCUUACCUAGGUUACAAUGGGCUUAGCUAAUGCUUGCUAUAUUAAAGGGUUAACUUCUUGGGACAAGGUGGGUAAUGUUUUCUUUAAAACCCGAUUCACAGUGUACAAACAGAUGCCCCUAAAGACAGACAACAAGAGGAUGAAAAGUAAAGAAGCUGUCAAUCAAGUCUCAGCAGGCAAAAGGGCACUCGGUUGUAAGAGUACAGAGCAGCUGGUAAAAGGUUACACUGUCUGUCCUGCUCUGUGGGCAGCGCACCAGACAGGACAUUGAAGCUGUGUGAGAAUAUAAAAUACAAUAUGAUAGAAUUGUAGACAAAGAGAAGAAGUUACCUUUUACUGGACUGACUAAACAAUAAUUCAUUCUUCUUCACCUGAAGGUCUUGAACGCUUGUGAUUUAAUUAUUGUUUAAUCCGUCCAAUAAAAGGUAUCUCUUUCUCUUUGGCUAUCGUCUCCGGACUGAUAUAGCUACCAUUUCAUCUGGCAAUAGAAUUAUACAAAUAACCUUAAUAUUGAUUUUUUUAUUUGGUUUUUCCACUUGGUGUAAAUUGUUAUAAAUUGUGUUGUGUGUAGUUUGGGGGAAAAUGUGUUAAUCACAGGAAGUAAACAAAAUCUUUUGUCAUCGUAGCAACCCCUUUCAUCGGCUGUAAUCCCAGUAAGGUGAAGAUGUUGCCUACCCUAGCUGGUUAUGUUUUGUACUGUUAAGAAUUCAGCACUGAGGAUUACACAUACAAUUUGUUUUGGUGGGUAUAAGCCCAGGUCCUGCUUGAAACUUUACCCAUCCUCUAUUUAUCUUAUAGAAAGGGAGGAAGGUACUCAUGUUAUCCAUAACAUAGAACACAUAAUUAUACGAUUUUUAAUAAUAAAGAAUGUUUUCCUGCGCACACUCACACACUCACACACACUCACACACACACACACACACACAGAAAGCACACUGCUUGCAAAACAUUUGAGAGGAAAGCAGCAGUGGCAGACAAGUAAGGCACUUACAAUGAUGAUGGGCAUUACUGAGAACGUUUGUCUUUUAUAUCAUACAGUAACAAACCAUAAAGGGUUUUUUUAAUUGAUCUGAACAUCGCCUGGAAAUGGAAGUGUUUAGAGUGGGGUAAAGGUGUUGAAUGUUGUAGCUCA